This is a messenger RNA of Pollicipes pollicipes, 3918 nucleotides long. RefSeq names its product extracellular serine/threonine protein CG31145. Bases 240 to 1733 code for a protein of 497 amino acids. Gene Ontology annotation, cellular component: Golgi apparatus. Gene Ontology annotation, biological process: protein phosphorylation. NCBI's taxonomy places the organism in Eukaryota, Metazoa, Arthropoda, Thecostraca, Pollicipedomorpha, Pollicipedidae. Gene Ontology annotation, molecular function: protein serine/threonine kinase activity. The transcript is spliced from 10 exons. The record is from RefSeq and is a predicted model, not a curated record.
CGCCGCCGAGCAGAAUCGGGGCGGCGAGGUCCGGACGGUCGCGCCCGCUUGGGAGCGGGGCUCCAGCCCCGGCCGGUGCGUGUGUGUGCGUGCGCUACGUGACUCGCCGCUUAUGGUGUGCUGCUGGCCGCGCAUGACGCGAGCCUCGUGACUCGCGACUGCUGACUCUCGACUCGGACUCUGCCGGCCCAGCGACUGUGAGUGGUGGCCGUGACCUCUCAGCGCGCGACUCGGCCGCCAUGAAGCUGCUGAUGCGCCUCGCCGUGGUCGCGUUGGGCAGCUGCCUGAUCAUCAUCAGCAUCGGACUGAUCGAUCAGCUGCCGCUCAGCAGAUCGCCGCUCGAGCGCACCCGCCUGCCCGCCAAGCGGCUGCUCAUCAAAGCCAACCAUUCGCGCGAGCACUCUGCCCAGCUGGGUGCUGACCAGCAGCACGAACGUGACCUGCGCGGCGAGACGGGCAGCGAGGCGGACCGCGGUGACCUGGCGCCGGGUGGCCUGCGGGUGACGAGGCCCGGGGGGCCGAGCCCGUCGCCGCCAGCGCCGGUCAAAUUGACCGCGGUGCGGGCCUACCUGGACAUGUUUCAGUGGCAGUACAAGCCGGCUCUGGCGCAGCGACGUCGCCGCCGGCCGCCGCAGACGCUGGGCGAGCGGCUGGGCUGGAGUCGAAGUAACCUGACGAGCGCCCAGCAGUUCUGGUGGGACAUCUCCCCCGAAGCUCUCUACCCGAAGCACAGCGAGGCAGUGCCGCAUUUGAUCAAGGAAAUGGCCAGCCUGCCCAUCAGUGCCAUAGAACAAAAGACAGGUGGCACGCAGCUGAAGCUGAUCAUAACUCUGCAAAACGAGGCCGAGGCACUCGUCAAGCCAAUGAGGUUUCCGCGGGAGCAGGAGACGCUGCCAAACCACUUCUACUUCUCCGAUUACGAGCGGCACAACGCUGAGAUCGCUGCGUUCCACCUCGACAGGCUGCUGGGCUUCCGUCGCGCGUCCCCGGUGGUCGGCAGGAUGAUGAACAUGACGUCCGACUUGUACGCCCUGGCCGACGACAAGCUGCUCAAGACGUUCUUCAUCUCACCGGCAAACAACCUCUGCUUCCACGGCAAAUGCAGCUACUACUGCGACACGGGACACGCCAUAUGCGGCUCGCCCGACAUGCUGGAGGGCAGCUUCGCGGCGUUCCUGCCGCGCACCGAGCUGGCCAAGCGGAAGACGUGGCGCCACCCCUGGCGCCGCUCCUACCACAAGCGCAAGAAGGCCAUCUGGGAGCUAGACGAGAACUACUGCGAAAUGGUGCAACAGAUGCCGCCCUACGACACGGGCCGACGGCUGUACGACGUGAUCGACCUGGCUAUCUUCGACUUUCUCAUGGGCAACAUGGACCGACACCAUUACGAGACGUUCCGGAUGUUCGGAAACGACACCUUUCUGAUACACCUUGACCAUGGAAGGGCGUUCGGCAAGUCAGCGCAUGACGAGAUAACCAUCCUGGCACCGCUGUACCAGUGCUGUCUGAUCCGUGCCUCGACGCUGCAGACCUUGUUCGAGUUCCACAAGGGCCGCAAGCUGUCGGACCGACUUCGCGACUCGCUGUCACGUGACCCGCUGACCCCGGUGCUGCUGGAGAAGCACCUCGUGGCGCUGGACCGUCGGGUCGACCGCACCUUGCAGAUUGUGAACGAAUGCUUGGAAACCAACGAGACUCCGGAGGCAGUCAUAUACAAUGACGUCCUCGUCUAGGGAACCCGCGAACGUCUCCGGCUCCGGUAUGACGUCCUCGUCUAGGCAACGCGCGAACGUCUCCGGCUCCGGUAUGACGUCCUCGUCUAGGCAACGCGCGAACGUCUCCGGCUCCGGUAUGACGUCCUCGUCUAGGGAACCCGCGAACGUCUCCGGUUCCGGACGAAGACUAGACGCUCUGGACCAUGGGAGACCAUCUCUUACUAGUCACCUGCUACCCCCUCAGAUUGCCCUGCUCUCCCGCUCCAUCCAGACAGACGUCCUCCUUCAAAACCUCCGUCUCCGAGAGACUUCUCCGCCCGCACCGCCGGUGGCGGCGAGAUCAUCAUGCUCAGACUGGUCCCGUCCAGACGUCUCUUCCAGGCAGAGGCGAAGGCUUUCCAGCCGAAGGCGAUCAACACCUGCAGGGUCGUCACGGUGUGACCGAGACCCGCGGCUGGGGGGCGUCGCAGCGGCCAGCAGCCCAACCAGGGCUGUGGGUGUCAGUCGAUCCCGCGGUCAGGCCAUGAGCUGGGGGCGGGGAUGGAUCAGUAGGGAUCACACCCCCAGGGGCGAGGGCGCGAUAGGGGAGCGGGGUGGAAGCAGGUGAAAGCGACUUUCGGGGGUUGAGAGCCGAAGUUGACUCGGGUCAAGGUCGCGAGAGUUUCACGCGGGCGGAGGCUUGGCAACGCCUCAGCACCGACCAAGCGCAUCCUGGCCGAGUGCCAGGCGCGCCUACGGAUCUCUAGAGCAUCCUCCCGCAACAGGUCCGCGCCCUUCCCUCGUUGGUCCUUAUAUUGGCGAGCGGCUGUUGGGGUCACGACACGGAGGACAUUGACACCGGCGCCUGCUGUGAUGAGCCAGAUGACAUCACGUCAGAUGUGACGUCAUCGACUGCGGGUGCGGCACGGCGCCGGCGCCUCUCGGCGGGGUGCCAUGGCCCCACGUGUCCAGACAGGAUGGCCCCACGUGGUCCCUAAGCGUUCCUUCUCCUGGCACUUUCUGGCCCGUUCACUUGAACUGUGGCUAUAGCAGGGUAUUAUGAGGCUACAUUGAUGAAGGCUGACGGUGUUCUGUAACUUGUUGUGAGUGUGCAUUUGUUGCUGGCGGUCGGGCCAUGCGUGGGAGAGUCGUUCAACUGCGACAACCGCAUAGGCUUUAUUUUGAAAUCCAAUGCUAUGCGGCUGUAUGCCUAGCUGGGAAGUCCAGAUGUUCGUGUACUAUUUAGCUCCAAUUGUCUAAGUUUCGUUCUAAAUAACGCGAACUUGUCGACUAAUCUAAACUCACUUCCAAUAAAAUCGGGCGGGUUUACUGGGAUGAGCCAACACACCUGCACCACACUUUUCUGCAAAAGCGUGUCAUAUCUGUCCAUGCCUCCAUACAAAUCAGCGCAAUAUCCGCGCUAUUAACAUGAGGCCACGUUCAGGCUCUAAACUUUGAACAAACAUCCGUGGACGGCUCUGGGGCCCAGGUUCACAUCAGUCGGUGCCGCCUCUCUGUGCUGUGGACGGCUCUGAGGCCCAGGCUCACAUCAGUCGGUGCCGCCUCUCCGUGCCAUGGACGGCUCUGGGGCCCGGACUCACAUCAGUCGGUGCUGCCUCUCCGUGCCAAACAGGCGAAUGGCGGAUAAGUCAAAUGCAAGCGGAUUAAUGUGAGCGCUGCACAGUGUGACUGACUGUGGCCGAUGUUUGUUGUUGACCAUAUUUUUAUCGGUGGAGAUACAUCUGUUCAACGGAUGAUGCAUGCAGGUGGGUUUUGGUGCAGUGGAUCAUGCAGGUGUUUCUGUAUGAAAUGCAUAGCUAUUUGAGGGUUUGAACUGUUUGCUGUUUGCGGGCUGGUUUGAGCACCUCUUGUGACGUGUUUAUGGUUGUUAAUCAGGUGCCAUCGACGUCUGUGGCGGCGGCAGGAACAUGAAUUACUGCUGUGUCUAAUUUAAGGACCCGUGCCGCGGGUAACAGCCAAUUAAGAAGCGGUAGCCAUUGAAACACCUAACAACCUGACCAAGGGUAAAGCGCGGCACGAAUUCCCGUCCGCAGCACGCAAUCCGUCGAUGGGGCCACCCCAACUCACCUUUGGUCGAUUUCGCAUCCAAAGCGCUCUCAGUUCUGCCCCCGGACCCGAACCUGGCUGUUCUGCCGCCAGUCGGCGGGUGGCUCCGUGUCCCCUCCCCUGCCCGGAUCCACGACGACCUCCUGCAGGACCCCCC